AUGAAUCCCCUGCUAAACAACCCGCUCAGCGGCGGCUGCGCGUUCCCGUCGGUGGCAGCCGCGCUGCGGUUGCCGGCGGCCUCCCUCUGUACAAGCGCGGGCCGGAGCAGGAGCAGGAGGCCGCAGCCCAGUUUAGCGCGCGCAGGCUCGGAUGGCUCUGACGGCGCCGUCGCCGGCGCAGUAACGGAAGGGGAGGCAGGCGCCGGCGGCCAGCGCGGCGCCUCGGCCGAGCCGGCGGCGGAGAAGCAGCAGCCCGUCGUCAAUCCUAAGAUCGAGAAAGAGCUCAAGAAGGCAGUUCAGAAGACCGCGGCGACGUUUGCGCCGAGGGCGUCCACCAAAAGCAAGAACCCGGCGGUACCCGGAUCCACCCUGUACACCAUCUUUGAGGUCCAGGCGUACGCCUCCAUGCUUGCCGGCGGCGCCCUUUCCUUCAACCUCGUCUUCCCCUCCAGCGAGCCCGACAUUUGGAGGCUCAUGGGGAUGUGGUCCAUCUGGAUGUUCAGUACUAUACCUUCUCUGCGAGCCCGUGACUGCUCAAACAAGGAGAAAGAGGCUCUCAACUAUUUGUUUAUCCUGGUCCCUUUGAUCAACGUUAUCAUCCCGUUCUUCGUGAAAUCGUUUGCAGUUGUCUGGUCAGCAGAUACGGUCGCCUUUUUCGUGAUGUAUGCAUGGAAGCUUGGAUGGCUGCAAAAGUCCGAGUGA
Triticum turgidum subsp. durum (durum wheat) is the source of this 702-nucleotide messenger RNA. Lineage: Eukaryota; Viridiplantae; Streptophyta; Magnoliopsida; Poales; Poaceae. The record is from the annotation of a GenBank genome assembly.